Molecule: messenger RNA, 1872 nt
Organism: Habropoda laboriosa
Lineage: Eukaryota; Metazoa; Arthropoda; Insecta; Hymenoptera; Apidae
Gene: beta-PheRS
Product: phenylalanine--tRNA ligase beta subunit
Exons: 11
Coding region: 100-1872 (590 amino acids)
Biological process (GO): phenylalanyl-tRNA aminoacylation
Cellular component (GO): cytoplasm; phenylalanine-tRNA ligase complex
Molecular function (GO): ATP binding; magnesium ion binding; phenylalanine-tRNA ligase activity
Source: RefSeq, a predicted model, not a curated record
UCUAAUUUAUAAUAUUAAAAAUAUGCAAAAAAUUUAUUUAUGAAAUAAAGCACCGUGUUAUUAUAGUAAUAACAUAUCGAAAGUGUUUACUACACAAAAAUGCCGACUAUUAAUAUCAAGCGUGAAUUAUUGUUUGAAACCUUAGGCAAAGUAUAUUCGGAUGACGAGUUCCAAGACUUAUGCUUCAAAUUCGGUUUGGAACUGGACGAAGUGACAACAGAGAAACAAAUGAUAACAAAGGAACAAGGUUUAGAUCAUAGCGCAGAAGCAUCGGAGGAAGUUAUAUAUAAAAUUGAUAUACCAGCAAACAGAUAUGACUUAUUAUGCUUAGAAGGUUUAACUCUUGGACUUCUCAUAUUCUUAAAGCAAUUGGAUAUACCACGAUAUAUGGUAAUAUUACCAAAUACAGGUGCACAAAAGAUUAUUAUGACGAAGCAGUGCUUAAAAGUCAGGGGGCAUAUUGUUGCAGCUGUAUUACGUGAUGUUACAUUGACAAAGGAUUCUUACAAUAGUUUCAUCGAUCUCCAGGAAAAAUUACAUCAGAAUAUAUGUAGAAAACGAACUUUAGUAUCGAUUGGAACUCAUGAUUUAGAUACUGUAGAAGGUCCAUUCUCAUAUGAUGCAAAAUCACCAACCAACAUUUAUUUCAAACCACUUAAUCAAGAUAAGGAAUACACAGGAGAAGAAAUUAUAAAUUUAUACACUAAUCAUACACAAUUAAAGCAGUACCUCCAUAUUAUAAAAGAUAGUUCAGUCUAUCCUAUAGUACAGGACAGAAAUGGAAUCAUUUUAUCUCUUCCACCUAUUAUCAAUGGUGAUCAUUCAAAAAUCACACUCAAUACAAAAAAUAUAUUAAUCGAAUGUACUGCAACAGAUUUAACAAAGGCAAAGGUAGUACUGGAUACAGUUGUUUGUGCUUUUAGUCAGUAUUGUAAAACAAAAUAUACAAUAGAAAUGGUGGAAAUCGUGUAUCCUAAUAAACAAGUAUUCCAUUAUCCCGACUUGAAAUAUCGAAUUGAAGAAAUUAAUUGUAAAAAAGCAACAAAAUAUAUCGGUGUACAACAAACUGCGGAAGAAUUAGCUAAUUUGCUUUCUAGAAUGUCAUUAAAAGCGUCCAUUAUAAAAGGUAAUCAAUUGCACGUUGAAGUUCCUCCCACAAGGCACGAUGUGAUACAUGCAUGUGACAUUUAUGAAGAUAUUGCCAUAGCAUAUGGAUAUAAUAAUGUUCAGAAAACUAUACCGUACUUAUCUACCAUCGCGGAAGAGUUUCCGCUUAAUAAAUUGUCCGAUCAAUUACGCACAGAAUUGGCUUGUACUGGAUUCACAGAAGCAUUCACUUUUUCAUUGUGUUCGCGCGAAGAUAUAGCGGAUAAAUUGGGCUACGAUCUGACAAGUAUACCGGCGGUUCAUAUAUCAAAUCCUAAAACGUUAGAAUUUCAGGUUGCACGUACCACACUUCUACCCGGAUUGCUAAAAACACUAGUUGCGAACAAAAAGAUGCCCCUUCCAUACAAGUUAUUCGAAGUUUCCGACGUUAUAUUAAAAGAUAGCAACGUAGAAGUUGGUGCACGUAAUAAUCGACACAUAUGCGCUGUAUAUUGUAAUAAAUCAGAUGGUUUUGAAAUAAUUCAUGGCUUACUAGAUAGAAUGUUACAAGUUUUGGAAGUGCCAUGGAAUGCUAACAAAAACGAACAUGGAUAUUAUCUUCGUGCUGUCGACGAUCCCACUUUCUUUCCCCAUCGUUGCGCGGAAAUAUUAUGUUACGGCAAAGUGAUCGGAAAGAUGGGAGUUCUACAUCCAGAUGUAAUUUCAAGAUUUGAUCUAAAUAUACCGUGUUCUGCAUUAGAAAUCGAUAUUGAAUCGUUCUUAUAG